Molecule: messenger RNA, 3106 nt
Organism: Moneuplotes crassus
Lineage: Eukaryota; Ciliophora; Spirotrichea; Euplotida; Euplotidae
Source: the annotation of a GenBank genome assembly
AUUUCAAUAUGAAAGAAUCCUGAGGCUGAUUUAUAUUCAUAGUCCUCUUCUUCGUUCUCACAAGUGCUCGAGAAACCAAGCUCCUUGUAGACUUACAAGAACAUGGGGCUACUGCACCUCGAUAUACUGAGAACUCUGCAUAUAAGGUGACAAGCAAUAAUUAUGAAGAGUUUCCAGGAGAACUAACAGACCAAGGAAUCCUCCAGAUGGAGAAAAUAGGUAAAGACCUGAGGAAAGGAUAUAUUGAGGAUAAUCAGUUUCUUCCAAACGAGUUCAAACCUCAAAAUUUUUACCUGAAGGCAUAUAGAGACGAGCCUAGUGUUCUAAGUUCGUACUCAUCAAUGCUAGGAGCUUAUCCAAACUCCAUAAAUUGGAUUCAGUACCAGCACAUGCAAGGGUACUCACAAGCUCCGUUUGAUAGAGAUGAUGAAGAGAAAGUGAGAAAUAAUUUAGGACUUGGCACUAAUCCUAGUAAACUCACCACACGGGAGGCAACCAUCUGGUCAGAAGCAAAUGGCAGAACAUUCUUUAACGAUCCAGUUUCAAACUGUCCUCAAAUGCAAAAACAGAUGGAACAGAAUCUCGAAGCUGCUAAUAAAAAAUAUACUGAAAACAGAAGGUUUGAUGCAUUAUAUGAGGAAAUGGGAGAAACUUUUGAUGUUAAUAAAAAUGACAUUAACUUCAAAACCGCUCAUCUCUACCUCGAUGAUUACAUUACUUCCCAAGCCAACCAAAAACCAGUCCCAGAAUUUGAUGAGCAAGUCGUUGCUGACCAAUGGAUCCAAAAUUAUUAUAGAAGAUAUUACUACGAAGGGCUCUACGGUGAUGAUAAUGACCUCGCCAAAGUAGCUUCAAACCAUUACUUCAACUAUGUGCUCACUUCUAUGUAUGCCAAAUAUAAGACAGAUAAGGGGGAGAUAAAUAGCGACCAUUAUGAGAACCUCAAAUACGCCCAAUUUACAGGAAAUGAGAAUGCAAUGAUAGCAGCAAUCAAGGUUCUCAACGAAAAGAAUGCUGACCCAGCGAUGCCUCCCAAAUUCGGAUCCACCAUCAGAUAUGAGCUGUUUAAAGACGGAGAUAAAUAUUUUGUCAAAGGGACACUUGAUGGAAAGCCCCUCAACAUGAAUGGAGAUGAAGAUGGCGUAAUGCCAUAUGAAGACUUCAUGAACCUUGUAUAUAACAGAUUAUACUUCGGGGACGUUGAUAAAUAUUGUCAAGGUACAGAGCCUCUUCAUGGUAAAGAUAAACCAAUCCUUAGUAGUUAUGAAGAACAUAUAUGGAACACUAACCCAGAGCUAAGAAUUAAUCAGCAACUAGAAAAUAGAGGAAAUACUAAAUUUGUAGAACAAUCUUUUGUUGAACUAAAACAGACUCCAACUUCAGAACCAAAACCAAAACCUGAACCAGAGCCAAAGGUUGAGCAAGUAGUAGAAGAAUAUACUGUUUAUGAACCCUAUAUUCCUGCUCAACAAGCUCCUACCCAAACUUAUCAGCCCCAGGUGACUCCAAUCACCCAGCAGAGACUGUACAGCACAUCAAGUCAACCUCAGAGGCAAUACACCAUAGAAUCUCGUGGGCCCACAACUUAUAGUUAUCCUCCAAAACAAUACUCAAAGCCAGCAAGUUCCCAAACUUAUGUAACGAGAAUGCCUCAGACUACCUCUCAAUACGUCGUUGCGCAGCCUUCAGACAACGUCGAGUUUUCAAACUUAGUUGAGACCUCUGCUACUCAAUACAACGAACCUCCUAAAAGAGAGUUUCCAAAGGUUUACGACCCGCAUACGACUCGAGAGAACAAAGUAGAUAUUCCCUUCCUUCACCCAGUUGAAGUAGACCAGCUUGUACAUGACACUAAGGUCAUCAAGGUUCCCCAGAAGGUAGUUAAAGAGAAAAUAGUCAAGGUUCCUCAGCCUUACUAUAAGGAGCAGGUUGUCAAAGUACCCGAAAAGCCUACCAAUAUUCACCAUAUCGAUCUUUCCUCAGAAGAAGUAGGUCCUAGUGUCAGUUUCGCCCAACAAGAGCCUGCUAAAUCAAAUUCUUGGCCUUGGUGGUGGUGGCUACCUCUAUUGUUCCUCUGUUGCUGUUUACCACUGCUAUGCUGCCUCCUCUGGUAUUUCUGCUGUAGAAAAACAACUGCGCCUCCUCCAAAGAAAAUUCCUAGAGCUCCUUCUUACAGAGCUGAACCAAAACCAAUUGUAAAGGAAGAGACCGAUAUUGACAGACAGAAAAAGUAUACUUACAGUAAGAGGAAAGUUGAUCAGGAACAAGAAAUUGAAAACGAGAUUGAAAGAGAACUCAGAGUCUCCCGUAGCAGACGAACAUUAGCAGCUCAAGAGAAACGAGACAGACCUGUUGUCCAACAUGAAACAAGGUAUAUAGAGCGUCCAAGAAUCAUAAAGGAAGAAAAUAUUGGAUUCUCUAACAAGCAUGCUACCUACGACGUUGUUGAAAAAGAUGAUCGUCAGUACAAAAACUUUGAUGACUCAUAUUAUGUGCAACAGAGACCAUCAAGAGUUGAAAGAGUGGUAGAAAGAACCUACAAAACAGGAGUUGUAGACCCAAACGAUAGAAGGAGAUCAGCCAGCCGAGGAAGAAGCACCUAUGUAAACGAAAGAUAUAGAGCUGAUGGGCUUGGCUCUCCUCCUCGCACUGGAAGCAUGGGGUAUGUCAGUAGAGAACUGCCAAGAGAAACCGUCAAAGAGGUUAUCACUCAUCAACAGCAUUAUGAAGGAAGCCCAAGAGUUGUAGGAACCACUGGUGGAGAAGAAAGAUACGCAAGAGAGAUUAUUCAUGAAGGUGAUGAAGUUUACAGGCCUGAGCAAAGACGCCUCAGUCAGGAAAGAAGUAGAGGUAGAGGAACUUCAGGAGAACACAGAGUAAUUAGCAGAGAUAUUGAUGACGAAGAAAGAAGGAUUAAUAGAAGGAAUGACCAACUCCAAGCAUCUCCUCGCUCUUAUACGUCUAAUACUCAUCUUAGGAGGGAUAACGCUAAUGACAGGGAUAUGAAUUUACAAAGAAAUAAGGACUAUAGGAAGAAUAGAAACUUCGACAAUUUUGAUAGCGAGGAAGAUGAAAGCGUCUAAAGAUUUUAAUUAGAACUCAAUUA